ACCAUGAUGGUGUGUUAAUAAUGAAAUGUAUUUGGUGACAUAUUAUUUAUGAAUUUAGACUAAUAUAUUGUCAUAGAUUAUAUUUUAUGCCAGCUUGUGUGUCAGUGACUGUCUUAGUAUAAUUUAUUAGCCCCAGUAGUGAUAAAUGAUUCAUAUUCUUACCUGAAAUUAAAGUAUAUGAUAAAAAUCCAUUUGUCACUAUCUUAUCCUGACUAAGUCUAACUAAAAUGUUUGUAUUUCCUAUUGUAUAGUUGAAAUGUGAUACUUUGAAGAGAAGAGAGAAUGACCUUCAUUUUCAAACUGUAAACAAUAAAAUUAUUUCCUUUUUUAAUCAUGUUUAGAGAAUGACCUUAAUUUUCAAACUGUGAAAAAAAAUCCUUCUUUAAUCAUGUUUACAAAAAAUUAACUGGUGGUGUCAUCAAAGGAAUCUAUUUGUGGUAUAAAUAAAGUAAUUAGGUACCUAUGUAACUAUAAAAUUAUCACGUUCAUUUUCAAAUAAAAAUCAAAGGGAGGAUAAAUAGAAAGUUUUCACAGGUUAUCAAGUAAUUAAGGUAAGUGUUGUUGCUCAAUUGUUAAAGUGUGUAUAUAUGCUGGUGAUAUUCAAUAUGUAAAACCAUACCAACAUCAUGGCAGACAUUAUUUUUUCUUGUAUUGAUUGUGGUGCCAAUGUCAUUGACGAUGAUGAAGCUAUUUCGUGUGAUAUUUGUGAAAGAUGGCAACACAGGAGAUGCAACACUGGUAUAACCCUCAGACAGUAUCGCCGGAUGGUGAGGCAGGAGAUUGAACUUCCCUGGUCUUGCGACCAGUGUCGGGAACAUCCUGCUGCCGUACUUGACCAUACCGCUGCAUAUGAACCCGCUGCAGACGAACCAACAGAACCCGCUGCCGACGAACCAGCAGACUAUGCAGCCAACGGGAUUCAAGAUAAUUCUUUCAAUGCCCAUGGAGACAUAAGAGAGAGACCUCACAUACAGAAUGGGGAAUUACCAGACCCACCACCCAACAGGAAUGUCAUCCCAGAUGGUCCCGUUACGUAUGAGGUGGUAGAAGGAGCCACAAGAAAAGGUGGACAGAUGCUCCUUGGGAGUGACGGAUAUACAUACGUAGUAAAAAGAAGCAAUCCAGUUACUGGCUUUGUGUACUGGGUGUGCAAUGUGAGGUCGAAAGCUAAGCACUGUUCUGCCUGGGUGAACAGUAUGGCGAAGAUCGUGUAACAGGAGAGAUCGUCCACAACCACCCUGCGGAUCCAACCAAACUUGGCAAGAUGAAGUUCUCUGUACUGAUGAAAGCCAAAGCCGUCGCCCAGGUGUCCAGACCAGCGGGACAAAUUGCGAAGGAGGCCAUGCGGGAGUUAGCGGCGCUCAACGUACAAGUCACAUCGGAAUCUGACGAAGGCUAUCAACCGCAAACGCAUGGGGAUACGGCCAAAAGACCCUCUACCGAAUGAGCUUGAGUUUGAAAUAGACACAGAGAACAUCAAGUCGAUCGAUUUUCUUGUUGACGACAUCAGGCUCGAUGGUGCUCGUCACAUUCUGUUUGCAACACCAGUGCAACUGCAACUUCUUCAGCGGGCCAAGCGGUGGUUCAUUGAUGGGACCUUCAAGGUUGUGAGUCGUCCCUUUUAUCAGCUGAUGUGAAUCCACACCUUCAUCAAGAAGACGACUCGGUCAAACAGGUUCCAUUACUGUUUGUCCUCAUGUCCCGUCGGCAGAAGAGGGACUAUAUUGCUGUGUUUCAAUCCCUGAUCCAGCAUCUAGCCCCAGAACAGGUCAACGUGGAGUGGUUUAUGUUGGAUUAUGAAGCAGCUGCCUGACAAGCGAUCUACGGUAGUGUGACACGUUGUGGUCUCAGUGCAACCUACAGUCAGGGAGGAGACACGUAUGGAUUCAUCCGGUUCUUGCACUGCCAUUCCUACCAUCAGAACACAUACAAGGAGCCUACGAAGAAUUACGGACGCAAGCGGCCAACGGACCAGAAGAGCUGCACAGACUGAUUGCGUACGUCGACAGAAACGUGGAUUAACGGGAACCUGUGGGGUCAUACCCGACCGCAGUAUGGUGUCGAUACCGUACAUGUUUGCACGACCCAGGACCUCAGUAACCGGGAUCUUGUCUUGCCAUCUGAUGCCUAAUAUUUUUUCGGAAGCAUACUGCGUGAAAGUGGUUUAGCUUCUCGGUGUGUCUCUGGUACACCGCCCAGGUCUCGUUGGCAUAAAGUAAGGAUAUAAUUUUUU
Molecule: messenger RNA, 2233 nt
Organism: Dreissena polymorpha
Lineage: Eukaryota; Metazoa; Mollusca; Bivalvia; Myida; Dreissenidae
Exons: 8
Coding region: 627-1214 (195 amino acids)
Source: RefSeq, a predicted model, not a curated record